GCGCCUAUUACAUUCUGGCCGGCCUUUCGGCGGCCUUUCUUUCAUCAACCGCCAGUCCAGCGCCAGUCCGUGUGUGUGAGUCGCUCUGGAGGGACAGCUUUCGUUUUCGUGCAGGCUGCGUUAAUCUUUUGCACCUUUUCUUAGUUUUUGAAAUUCGUUGGAAGUGAAGAAAAAUGCCUGUCCCAGAGUUGCAGAAACCAGCACCCGAAUUCACGGGUACCGCUGUUGUAAAAGGCCAGUUCAAGGAUAUUAGUUUAUCGCAUUACAAAGGAAAAUAUGUGGUUCUUUUCUUCUAUCCAUUGGACUUCACAUUUGUGUGCCCUACAGAAAUCAUUGCAUUUUCUGAUCGAGCUGCUGAAUUCAGUAAUAUAAACUGUGAGGUCAUUGCAGCCUCUUGUGAUAGCCACUUCAGCCACUUGGCGUGGAUCAAUACUCCUCGAAAGAAGGGUGGCUUGGGUGACAUGAAUAUUCCCCUGUUGGCUGAUAAGUCUGGAAAAAUUGCCAAAGCUUAUGGAGUAUUAAAUGAAGAAUCAGGUGUCCCUUUCAGAGGAUUAUUCAUUAUUGAUGCCAAUCAAGUUCUUCGUCAGAUAACAAUAAAUGAUCUUCCAGUUGGUCGUUCAGUAGAUGAAACUCUGAGGCUUGUUCAGGCAUUCCAGUACACUGAUGAGCAUGGUGAAGUUUGCCCUGCUGGCUGGAAACCUGGCAGCAAGACCAUGAAGCCAAAUCCUGAUGAAAGCCAAGAGUACUUCAGGUCUGUCAGUGAACAAGUUGAUUCCAUGUAACGUGUAAAUUCAUUUUGUGGCAGUGUAAGCUACAUGUAACCUUAAAAGUAUGUUUCCUUAAUAUUUAUAUUGAAAUGUUUUGAAUGCUGUAUGUUACACAUGUAAGUUCAUUAGUUCCUUCAAUUGUAAUUCGUUGAUCCAAAAAUUGUGAAUGCUAAGUAAGAUAAGUUAAUAACCUCAUGACUUAUAAGUGAUUAAAUAAAACAUUGCAUUGCAUCCUGUUCAAAAUGUUGCUUUUCUACCACUUAAUUCCUUCCCUUUAAUAUAAUUUGAUUUUAUAGGUCAGUCAGACUGCUACUGUAAAUUCAGUCCUUAGUGUCCAAUAAAAUUUACAGAAAUGCUUGGAAGUAUCUUGAAUUCAUUAGUGAUGUGAUACAUUUUUGUGUAAUUGUUCAUGCAUCUUGGGUAGGCUGUCAAAUUACUAUCUGUAUUAAAAUUAAGUUCACUAAGAAAAUGUAAAAUUUGUCAAAGGUGGUUGCUUGAGAAAAUUGUUUAAAUUCGUUAUGAAAUAAUACUUAAUUUGGGAGCUGUUGUGUUUAGUUUGCUUAAUUGCAUAUUUUGAGUAAAUUGUAAAGAAAGUUUAAUUUCCACAAAUUCCCAAGAAUUUCCUUUAUGGUUGAUGAUCAGUUAUUGAACUUUAUUGAUGAAUUGCAAAUAGGUUAAUGAAAUAGAAGCCUGCAUUAUUUGGUUAUAUUUAGUGGUUCACUACUAAUCAUGCUAUUGCACUUUAAAUAAGAUUGUGUAAUGCUGCUUAGAAAACUGAUAGUUAAUGAUUGAUGCUUUGAUGUAUAGUUUGUCAUAGUAAAUUUUGGGGAAAUAUGGCACCUUCAGUGAAUGAUCAAUAAUUGUACCAGUUAAACGUUCAGGGAAUGAGAGCAGGGAUAUUUGCAACCAGCUAUAUAAAGUAGCAUUAGGAUAAUUAGUAAUGUUUGAAGAAUUUUUUAAGCUAGGCACUAGGUAGGUUCCACUAAAGUAAUGUGAAAACAUCACUAGUAUGGGAAAAAUGCAUAACAAUGAAUUCGGAAGUUAUAUAUUUAUUCCAUGAGGAAUUUCCUGUGCUUAGGAUAGUUUUACAAUUCUAGUACAAGAAGUAUUGUUAGAAUAGAUUCAUCUAAACAAUUUACUUUCAAUUAUAAAUCAUAUGAAGACAAAUUUGAAAAGGCGAACAGAAUUAGUGGGUAAAGUAAAGUUGAAAUAAUGAACUUUAAUAAUAAAUUUGGCAGCUCUUGAGUGAAUUACAUGUGUGGAAAAUAUUUAAAGUGAAAAUUCUACUUCUGUGUAUGGGAGAAACCAUAUUGUAGCUAACUUGGAAAUGGUAGAGACCUUAACAAGGUAAUAAUGCUAUCCAGAAUCCAUUUUUUGAGUUAGUGAGUGCUGUGCAGUCCAUUGUAAAAUCUUUUAACAUGUUUUACAAAUCAUUUUAAAUGUUACUUCUUUUGUUACAAGGCCUUGGAUCUUAAUCGUUGAAUCAUAUUAACAUGGAUAUCAAAUUGAAAAUUAUGCUUAAUGAAAUUAAUAUUACCAUAUUAGUUAACUAGAUGUAUGAUUUCCACAUGUAAGGUUCAUAUUAGUGUUUUUGAUGAAUGUUGAUUUUGUAUACAUUGUGUGUGUGUGUUUGGUUCAGUAUUACUCUGAUGGAUUUUGUUUCUUUCUGUUAAGUUUUGUGACAGGUAAGGGAUUGCUAGGAAAGGAGUGUUUAAUGGAGACAUGAUAAGAGAUACCAUUUUCAAAGCUUCAUAUGAUUGAAUAAUUAAAAAAUGGCAAUAUUUGUAACAGAUGGCUCAUUCUUUCAUCUUUGAAUUCAUUGUGGAGACGAGGAAAUAUCUGAUGUGAAUGUGUUACAUCUUAUUUCAAGUUUUCCUCAUGGGAGGGGAGGCUAGCGAUAAGUAUUCACCUUACAUUAUAUUCAAAACUCAUGUAAAAUUAUCAUAGAUUAUGAGCAUUUAUCAUUAUAUAACUACUUCACUGAUGGAGUUUAGUUUAUUAGCGGUAGCACUUUCACAGAGUAUAAUGGUAGUUAACAUGUUUACAGAUGUAAAAGUAAACUUUAACUCUUACUAAAAAGUUGUAUUGUUCUCCAUCUUUGUGUUCAAUUAAAAAUUUCAGAUGAAUAGAUUUCACGAUUAAAGGUUUUG
Molecule: messenger RNA, 2917 nt
Organism: Gryllus bimaculatus (two-spotted cricket)
Lineage: Eukaryota; Metazoa; Arthropoda; Insecta; Orthoptera; Gryllidae
Source: the annotation of a GenBank genome assembly